CGUAGAAAAAUGGCAGCUUACAUACGCAGCGUGAUGUUUCCUAUUUUGAUAGAGCGAAAUGCUUUUCUUAGAAGAGGAAACGGCAUUAUCUCAGAAUCAAAAAGAUAUGUUCGCGGACUGAGGAGGAAACCUGUCCAAGUGAUUUUUCCUGACGACGUGGCGGAUAAAGAUGUGAAGCCGAUAAAGUCUCAACCAGCAGAGAAAAACGUGAGGAGGGAGAAGGAAGCAAAAGUCACGGCUAGACCAAAACAUACCGAACAAGGCGACUUUGACCAGACGAGGAAUAAUGUAAAGCCAAAUAUAAGACAUGCACCCGAUAAUGUUAUAGAUGAUCCGUUUGGUGGCCUGCGCUUCGAGAGGGCUUUUCCUGGAGAUAAGAGAUUGGCGAAAGUAGUGAGUGUUGCUCGUUCCAGGACGUUUCGGGAGCACCAGGGUAAAAUCCUCCUGGAGGGGCGGCGUUUGAUCUGUGACGCUCUGAAUGCUGGUGCAAACCCACAGAUGAUCUUUUUCAGUACAGUGGAACGAAUUCAAGAGCUUCCUGUAGACAAGCUGAAAAGAGCCACACUGGUCAAAGUCAAGUUUGAGGACAUCAAGAUCUGGUCUGACCUUGUUGCCCCCCAAGGCGUGAUAGCCAUAUUUUCUCGCCCAGACCCAUCACGGUUAAACUUUGCAAAUAAAGGAGAUUCCGUGCCAUUGUCUCUUAUAUGUGACAAUAUCCGAGACCCAGGCAACCUUGGGACUAUGCUGCGGUGUGCUGCUGCUGCCGGCUGCCAUAAUGUCCUCCUCACUAAAGGUUGUGCUGAUGCUUGGGAGCCUAAAGUUCUCCGUGCAGCAAUGGGUGCCCAUUUCCGCCUACCCAUUUACCCCAACUUAAGCUGGCCUGAUGUUGAAAAUCACCUUCCUAACUCUGUGACAGUUCACGUGGCUGACAGCAGCUGUGGCGCUGACAAAAGUAAAGAAACAGAGGAAUCAGAAGUGAAUACAUCGCUGAAACCCUCUAAAGCAGAAGAUUACGGAUGCGUUAGCGCAAAGGCCAGUAAAAAGACAAGACACCGUGAGGAAUACGACUCUGAUUCGGAUUCAGACGGUGAAUAUGAGGGAUUCUCACUUCCCAAUGUGGAAACCAAACUGUACCAUGAGAGCUGGGCACAGAAACCUCUGGCUCUGGUGAUUGGAGGAGAAACGCACGGUUUGAGUGUUGAAGCUGUGGGGUUGGCUGAAAAAACUGCCGGUAACAGGCUCUUUAUUCCCGUUGUUCCUGAUGUGGACAGCUUGAAUUCAGCCAUGGCAGCGAGUAUACUUCUGUUUGAGGGAAGGAAGCAGCUUUUAAAGAUAAUGCAGACAGCAGGAAGGAAGUUCAUAUCUAAAGCUAAGCAGCAGAUAACUUGAAGUUAAGUCCAGAUAUCAUGAUAUGUUUGUUUGUCCUCGUCUCUAGAGACUGUAAAGUUUUUUUUUAUGUAAACUUCUAUCCCAUACCUUGUUCUGCCAUUAAUAAAUCACUGAAUUUGGGAUAUUUUUGUCAAAUUCAUUAAUUUCUUAUGAGCCUUUUCAUGGGUUUCUUAUUUUUUUGUUGAAAUAAAGACAUCUGAUUAUGA
Molecule: messenger RNA, 1595 nt
Organism: Cheilinus undulatus (humphead wrasse)
Lineage: Eukaryota; Metazoa; Chordata; Actinopteri; Labriformes; Labridae
Gene: mrm3a
Product: mitochondrial rRNA methyltransferase 3a
Exons: 4
Coding region: 10-1389 (459 amino acids)
Biological process (GO): RNA processing
Molecular function (GO): RNA methyltransferase activity; RNA binding
Source: RefSeq, a predicted model, not a curated record